CUCCGAAAGCAGGCGCCUGCAACGACUCACAGGUUGGGGAAACUCCAGCCGUUUCCCUGAAUGCAGAGUGUGGGUCAGUGUUUUUGGUGAUCCCCGAGAGCAUGCAGGUUUUCAUAGUUCUCUAGGGAACACUGAAAGUGAAGUUUUCCCUUAGUUUUACUCUCGAAGACUGAGUGGAAAAGAAAAGGCGCAGGCAGCUUAGUUUCCGGAGGAUAAGGACUGCGAAGGACAACCAGGAAGCGGCUGGGUUGGGAGUUGUCCUGGGUUCCCGCUGUGCUGUGGAGGCUUCUUCCCAGGGUCCCUGCGCCGAGGGCCGGCGCCCUUCGUGAGUCCUGCCCUGAGCUAGACCUCGGCUGCGGCCGCCCGUUUCCGAGCUGCCAUGUCUUCCGACUUCGAAGGCUACGAGCAGGACUUCGCAGUGCUCAGUGCUGAAAUCACCAGCAAGAUUUCCAGGGUCCCUCGACUUCCUCCCGAUGAGAAGAAGCAAAUGGUUGCCAACGUGGAGAAACAGCUUGAAGAGGCCCGAGAACUGCUUGAACAGAUGGAUUUGGAAGUCCGAGAAAUUCCACCCCAAAGUCGAGGAAUGUACAGCAACAGAAUGAGAAGCUACAAGCAAGAAAUGGGAAAGCUGGAAACAGAUUUUAAAAGGUCACGGAUCGCCUACAGUGACGAAGUACGGAAUGAGCUCCUAGGGGAUGAUGGGAAUUCCUCAGAGAACCAGAGGGCACAUCUGCUGGAUAACACGGAGAGGCUGGAAAGGUCAUCGCGGAGACUAGAGGCUGGGUACCAGAUAGCAGUGGAGACCGAGCAAAUUGGCCAAGAGAUGUUGGAAAACCUUAGUCAUGACAGAGAAAAGAUACAGCGAGCACGUGACCGACUCCGGGAAACGGAUGCAAACUUGGGGAAAAGUUCCAGGAUUCUGACGGGGAUGUUGCGAAGGUAAGAGCCAGAAUCAUCCAAAACCGCAUCCUGCUCGUCAUCCUGGGGAUCAUCGUGGUCAUCACCAUCCUGACGGCCAUCACUUUCUUUGUCAAAGGACACUGAUGCAUCUGCUCUCCCCUGAUAAACAGUGAUCUUGUCUUGUUCUGAGUAAUUAAGACAAAAUGGUCACAUGAAUCAUUCUUUUGUGCUGACAGGCCCCAGGUGACCCUGUCUCUCCCUCCCCACUGUUCAGCUGGAGUGCAGAGAGUGUAAAAAUGUUUUCUGUUCCUGUCUGCAUGUGGGUUGAUUCCCUUUCUGAGGUUGGUCUUUGCCCAGACUUGUUGUUUUUUGUAGGUAAAGGUGAAUGCUCAUUUGCCUUUAGGUAACUUCAUCUGCUGUCCAAAAUAGCUUUGGUAGCACUCUCCUUGCCUUGUGGACAUGCCUGGGGUCCUGGUUUGAGAGGGGACAGGAUGACUCAGUCACAGGAGCUUCUGUGUGUCACAUACCUCUCUUUACCAGAAAGGUUUUCUGUGAUGUCCAUGGAGAAAAUGCCAGAAAAAUCAGAGGUCAGCCCCACCCUUCCCGACAUAAUGAAUACAGCCAUCCUGCCUAGGCUACUUUAUUGCAAAGGAGAGGAUUCACUGUCACUUGUGCAGGAAAUUGACUUAGCACUUUCCCUGGUUUUUGUAGUGUGUGUGUGUGUGUGUGUGUGUGUGUGUGUGUGUGUGUGUGUAUGUGUGUAUGUGUGUGUCUACAUAUAUAUGCAAGAAAUAUUUACUCACCUUUCCAAAUGCCAUACUCCCCAGAAUUUGCUGGCAGUGUGAGAAUUGGCACAAUAGUUAAUUGUGACCUCAUCUUCCCUGACCUGGGUAAGCGUGUCUGUAUCUUCUCAGUUUUAAUCUGAGCGCAGUCAGCAGCAGCCCUCGUGUAUACAAAAGGUCUGAGAAGGUUCUCUCCACAUCCCUUCCAGCAUGGGUAUUGCAGAGAGCAUGAGCAGGACUCCUCUGCUGGUGUGAAGUUAGCAAUGUGGUGGGUGAUAGAAAUGAGAGAGUCCUCUAGGACAGUCCACUAGAAAAAGCCUUGGUGGGACGUGUUCACCAACCCCUGUCAAACAACGAGGAACCGCAGAGCGCCACAAAGGAACUACUUGAUUUUUACUAACAACUGUUCGCAAAACCUGCCUCGUUCUCUGCAAACAAACCUGUGUCACACUUUGGGAUUUUCUUCCCUUUCUUUCUGUCUGAGGUAACCAAGAAUUGUGUUCAGAAUGUGUUCAUUUGUGAUCAGGCUUAAAGUUGCCCAAGUGAGGUCAUUUCCCUCUAGUCAUGAAGCAAAAUGUGUUUUUCUUAAAACUUCAUAGGCCCUUACAGGUCUGUACUAUCUUUUUAAAAUAUAAUUGGAAGCUUUGGAUUCUUGAAAAGCCAACCUGUUCCCUUCAUAAAAAAUGCUAACCACCUGUGUUGGUGGAGAAAAAUCAUGCUGUUCUUGACCCCCACCACACACGCACACAUGCACUUGUGUGCAAGCACGCGCAUGCACGCACACACACACACACAUACUCCGAAGAGAAUCAUAAGGUGGAGAGGAAAUGCAAAAUCUACCAGAGAAAUUGUGUUUGUGGAAACUGGCCAAGGCCUGUAUGUGUUCGGAUAAAUCAUUUAUUAUUGUGUAAAUAAAGGUGUAGUCUCUGUGUCGGAAGGGUGGGAUUUGGGCUGAACAAAGUGGACAGCAGAGCAGGGCCGGAAGCCGUGCUGACUCUUCUGCCAGCUAAAGGGACCAGCUCAGCAAGAAUCUCUGCUGCUGGUAACUGAAUCUGGGCAUCCUGAAUGUAUAAAAGAAACCAUUAAAAAACCAGGAGACAAACCAGCCUCGAGCGUCCGCAGUGCUGAUGCUGGUGAAGUGGACCAGUGCCUCUGGUGGCCUCCUUGGAAAUGGGGGUUCUCAGUUAAGGGUGUACUGAGUUCUAAGCUGUCUCUCCCACCUGCCUCCACCUUCCACUCAGCUGCGUCUUCCCAAGGCACCUCCAACAAGCAGGGCGGAGCUGGGCAUUGGCACUUGCUGGCCCCCAAGUAUUUCACUGAGGCCUGCACUCUCACAGAAGCAUAUGAAUGAGGAGGAAGGGAAGCAAUCGCCACUCACCUCUCAAUGGCUUUCUCUGCCCAGUUCUUUUUUGGCUGUUGCCAGUGAUUUGGGGAGUGGAAAUCUGUGAACAUAUAACCCUUGGACCCAGCAGCUCCAUCGCAUCCCCUAGAGAGUGACCACCUCACUCAGGCCUGGCCCACUGGCAGUGGGCACUGGCCUGAAAGUCCCCUGACCACCUUCUGUCCUCCUGAUGCCAUGGGAAGAGCACAGUGCCCUGGGGCUGGAGUAAUACUCUCCCCUCUCUCUCCCUCCCUCCCUCCCUCCUUCCCUCCCGUCCCACUCUCCUGUCCCACCCGGGAAGGAAAGGAGUAUGCAAACCUGAAGCAGGUGUCUGUGUGGAAGGUUUUCUAGGUUCAUAUUAUGUAGACUUCAGUUGUUGAAUAUUUGUGAAGUUGGGAGCCUUUGUUUAAGAGUGUGUGGGAGGUAGGGGGAGGGUGAAAUGGCAGCAUGGAGGAGGAGGAAGAGGAGGAGGAAGAGGAGGAAGCCCUCGCCAUAUAAAAUUCAUGCAGACUAAACAGUUUCUGGGACAGUAUAAAUAAAGCGGAUGCAACCCCGCUCCAGAAUCAAAAGCAAUUUAAUUAAAGUCUCUUAAGUUGUAAAGAGUUUUAAAUGUUCCGUGUUGAAGGCGGAUGCCUGCAGAUGCAGUGGAUCUGACGUCAGUGGCCAGGCCUGGGCUGCGAGGCCAUUUGCUAUUCUGUUUCAGGCAGGCUGGAUUGUCUUAUUUUGGAACCAGCUUGGUGGGGGGUUUGCUUUGCUGCUGCCUCUGAGCCCUGAGCUUCAAAGGCUGAAAUUAAUGGCGAACAAAAUUGUGCGGCUCUGGCCGUCCCAUGCGGGGCAAGCCCAUUGAGGGUUAUCAUUAAGUAAAGAAAUAAAGAGGGGAAAAAAAGCCCUGCCUGCUCCAAAAACCUCAUCAGAUAAUGACCUCAGUGAUUGGGUUUUCAUUACCAAACAGCAUCCAGAGAUUAUCAACUCACGGAAGAAGGGAGGAGGAAAGAAAGGAAGAGGCGCGCACCGCCUUUCUCCUCUCUCUCUUUUUUUUUUUCUGCACAUCUUUUCUUUAAAACUGUCAGAUCAUUUCAGUAUUUCAAAUCCGAGGAAAACAGCCUGCCUGCUGCUGUAUUUGAAGUUGUAAUGGUGUCAAAAAGUCACGACUGACUGACAGCCGUCAGUCCCAGAGGGGCUCAUUAAAUCAUAAAAACUUGACAAGGAAAUAAUUGCGCAUGGCCAGCGACUUGGCGCCUGUUUAGACGGUUUUAUUGUCUUUCAUUAUCAGUCCCCGCCAUUACGUUCAUUAACAAAUUGCAUUAAACAACUGUUAAGGGCUAA
Molecule: messenger RNA, 4389 nt
Organism: Peromyscus leucopus (white-footed mouse)
Lineage: Eukaryota; Metazoa; Chordata; Mammalia; Rodentia; Cricetidae
Gene: Vti1a
Product: vesicle transport through interaction with t-SNAREs 1A
Exons: 8
Coding region: 380-943 (187 amino acids)
Biological process (GO): vesicle fusion with Golgi apparatus; macroautophagy; Golgi to vacuole transport
Cellular component (GO): late endosome membrane; Golgi apparatus; SNARE complex
Molecular function (GO): SNARE binding; SNAP receptor activity
Source: RefSeq, a predicted model, not a curated record